CAACUAAUAUCCUUAAAUCAUGCAGUCAUGUGUAGUACAUGCUUGCAAUCAACAAAGGCGCUACCCUCUAUUUAUACCUUUAAAUAUAUCCAGUCUGAAAAAAAAACAUCAGAACUAGAACUGAAGUACACAAAUAUGAGUUGUCUUAUCACAUUCUUAGCUCUUCUCUUAGUGCUCUCCAGCAACACCGUGACAGGCCAAAUACAACUAGGACAGCCAGGAGGACAGGCAUCAAUUCCAUGUAAUCAGGUGAUUAACGAGCUGUCACCGUGUUUACCUUACCUCCACAACCAAUACUCCUCACCCUCAACUUAUUGCUGUCAAGGCGCUAAGUAUGUAUGGAAGCAUUUCGCGCAAAGCAAGAAGAAACGACAGGGUGUUUGCCAAUGUCUCGAGUCUGUACUGCCUAUUAUAGGACAGAUUGAUGGUUCACUCAUCUCUGCUCUUCCUAAACAGUGUGGGUUGAAACUCAAACUUCCUCCCAUCAGUCCAAACUUUAAAUGUUCCCACUACAUGUGAUUAUUGUGCAGGGUAAAAUGAUGGAGACAAAGAUGAAGAAUGAGGAAGUUUUUAAUAAUUAUACGAGGAAAAAAAGGUUAUAUGCAGUUGUAAUAAGUAGUUGUUACAAUGUAAGAAAAUGACACGAGUGGUACACAAAAUGUGGGAUAGAAGAUUCGAAUUCCUUGCAAUAAAAGAGGCUAGAUUAUUUGUUCUUAAGCCAAGUACAACUGCACUGUGUUAUAGACUUGAUAAAACUUUAAUUAUUGUAGUAGCAAUUAGCAAUAAUAACAUUAUUUGCAAUGAGUUUGUUC
Molecule: messenger RNA, 812 nt
Organism: Chenopodium quinoa (quinoa)
Lineage: Eukaryota; Viridiplantae; Streptophyta; Magnoliopsida; Caryophyllales; Amaranthaceae
Product: probable non-specific lipid-transfer protein 2
Exons: 2
Coding region: 28-519 (163 amino acids)
Biological process (GO): lipid transport
Cellular component (GO): membrane
Molecular function (GO): lipid binding
Source: RefSeq, a predicted model, not a curated record